Molecule: messenger RNA, 492 nt
Organism: Miscanthus lutarioriparius
Lineage: Eukaryota; Viridiplantae; Streptophyta; Magnoliopsida; Poales; Poaceae
Source: the annotation of a GenBank genome assembly
AUGCUGGUUCUCGACGAGGCCACCAUGGAGUUCUCGCGCGUCCCGUUCCUGACCGACAACAACGACAAUACUGGCGGUCCGUACGACAGGUGGAGCUUCCGAGUCAUUGGUGGCAAGGACAGCCACGCACCGCGUGUCGUCCGCCUGGUAAGCAACGAGCUCAUGGUCCUCGUGGAGCACCAGCAGGGCCAGGGCGGCGAUAAGUGGUGGGUGGUCGAGAAGCUCGUGCGGCUGCCGGAGGCCACCCUCGGGCUGGAGGGGCGCAAGCAGAGGUUCUUCCAGCGCAACGCUAUGAUCGUCGCGGCGCAUGAGACAUAUGUUCUCGUGACGCCGCGUGAGAAGACAUGGCUGUUCUCCGUGGAGCUCGAGACGUUGCACGUGGAGCGUGAGCACCAAAGGAACAAAUAUGCCGGAAUGGCGCACCCGUUUCAGCUGCCUUUGCCGCCAAGCUUGAUGGCAUGUGCUCAGCACGGUAGGCGCAGACAAUCGUAA